Chrysochloris asiatica (Cape golden mole) is the source of this 3315-nucleotide messenger RNA. It is a transcript of the gene CLMN, whose product is annotated as calmin (calponin-like, transmembrane). The transcript is spliced from 15 exons. The record is from RefSeq and is a predicted model, not a curated record. Gene Ontology annotation, molecular function: actin filament binding. Lineage: Eukaryota; Metazoa; Chordata; Mammalia; Afrosoricida; Chrysochloridae. Bases 1 to 3315 code for a protein of 1104 amino acids. Gene Ontology annotation, biological process: nuclear migration. Gene Ontology annotation, cellular component: cytoplasm; nuclear outer membrane; meiotic nuclear membrane microtubule tethering complex.
AUGGACGAGAAGGUGGCUCAGGGACUGGUCACAGAGGACUUUGUGUGCCAACAGACACUGAAGGGAAAAGAGGCGAUGUCGAUAUGCUAUGUGAGAUCAGCGACCUCCGAGUCCAGAACCUCCAAGGUACGCAGCCCAGCCUCCCCGGGAGGGAGCCUCAGCGGGUCUGAGCGCGUGCGUGCCCGCCCGCCGCCCCCCGGGCCCCGGGCCCCCCGGCCUGACCGCACUUAUGCUUCUUCGGAGGGCCGGUCACCGAGGCGAGUUUGGAGAAGUUCUGUGCGUGGUGGCCCAGGUCAGGGAGGCGAGAGAAAGCGCGACUACGUGUGCGAGGGUGUGUUGGAAUACUUACUCCCCAGGUCCAUCAGAGACGACGAGGCUGGGGACCGAAAGGGGGCGGUACCAUCUGCGAACGUGGAGAGGGAAAAUGUGCAGAAGAGGACCUUUACUCGCUGGAUAAACCUCCAUCUCGAAAAGUGUGACCCUCCACUAGAAGUUAAAGACUUAUUCGUUGACAUACAAGAUGGAAAAAUUCUAAUGGCUUUGUUAGAAGUUCUGUCUGGGCGAAAUCUGCUACAUGAAUACAAAUCAUCAUCCCAUCGUAUUUUUCGGUUGAACAACAUAGCAAAAGCCCUUAAGUUUUUGGAAGAUAGCAAUGUAAAACUGGUUAGCAUCGAUGCAGCCGAAAUAGCGGAUGGCAACCCUUCUUUGGUUCUUGGGCUGAUAUGGAACAUAAUCCUCUUCUUCCAGAUUAAGGAGCUCACAGGAAACCUUAGCAGGAACUCUCCAUCUUCAAGCCUGUCACCUGGCUCGGGGGGCACAGACUCGGACUCCUCCUUCCCCCCGACGCCCACCACUGAGAGGAGCGCAGCACUGUCCCUCAAAGACCAGAGGAAGGCCAUCAAGACCCUGUUGGCAUGGGUGCAGAAGAAAACGAGGAAGUAUGGCGUGGCGGUACAGGACUUUGCGGGCAGCUGGAGAAGUGGGCUGGCUUUCCUGGCUGUAAUAAAGGCCAUUGACCCCAGUCUGGUAGAUAUGAAGCAGGCCCUGGAAGAUUCUACAAGAGACAAUCUGGAGAAGGCUUUUAGCAUCGCACAUGAUGCCCUUAACAUUCCCAGGCUCCUGGAGCCAGAAGACAUCAUGGUGGACGUGCCAGAUGAGCAAUCCAUUGUAACGUAUGUGGCGCAGUUCCUGGAGCGUUUUCCGGAGUUGGAAACCGAAGAUUUUGUGGAUUCCGAUAAAGAAUUCCCCAUUGAAUCAACAUUUGUCCGCAUCAUAGAGACCCCUUCGGACCAGGAGAGCACCAUUUUCCUCCUGACGGAGAACGGGGAGCGUGCCUACACUGUUAACCAUGAGGCCAGCCACCCCCCACCCUCCAAAGUCUUUGUGUGCGACAAGGCUGAGAGCGCCAAGGGCUUCCAGCUGCAGCCCCACCUGGAUAGUGCAUCCGGAAGCCUGCUGCCAGACAGCUCCCAGGAGCUGAUCCAUCAGCUCAUCGGUCAGGUCCUUCAGGGGGUCCCUUGCAAAGCCAACAACGUCUGUGAGCCAGCCCCAGAAACUUCCAUCUUGGCAUCCAGAAACCGCAGGACCAACUCUUUGCCAGUCAAGAAGACUGUGCACUUUGAGGCUGAUGUUGGCCAGGAUGCUUCCUGCAGCAAAGGCCUUUUGUAUAACCAGGGUGUUGCCUUUGAAGGGAGCCCAAGAGGAGCAAAAGAGGCCUCAAAGCAGGAUGGCCCUAAGGUGGCCGUUGAGGUUGAAGAGGGAAAGAAACCAAAUCAGGAAGCUCCAAAGACCCCGGAAACAGCUUUCACUAAGGAUGAUGUUUCUUUGGCUGCCGGUAAGCUCAGUGACUCUCAGUCUUCCCACGGUUCUUCCGCCUGCAAUGGAGCCCUGGAGGGUUCAACUGAGCAAGUUUUAGCCUCCACAGAAAACACCGUAGUGGCGGAUUCCUUAGAGAUCAAGGUUAAGCUGCUGAGAGUCGAAGCUCUGGAUAACCAAGACUAUUUUGAAUGUAUACCGUUGAAAGCCUCUAAAUUCAACAGCGACCUGGUUGACUUUGCUUCCACCAGCCAUGCUUUUAGCGAGGCUCCUUCCCUUCCUGAAAACAAGCCCGCCAGCAAUGACAGCCCACAGGACCAUGACGAAAGAUCAGGCAAACGGAGCUCCAAAUCAGCCAACAAAAAGCAAGAGUCGCCCAAGCCCUGGGCUGAGUCUGACCAAAGCAGACUUCAUGGGGACGCUUUCCAAGGCUACUCUUUGACCUCAGAAGAGAUACCUGCAGCUAAGAAACCAGAGGUGUAUGAAAAGGCCAAGCGGAAGUCCACACGCCUUGGAGACGAGGAUGAGGGGGACCUGGAGGAGUUCCAGGGGGGCGACGGGGAGCUGCCAUCUAACCCUCCUAGCAGCAGUGUCAGCCUGGAGACCCUCCGGGGUAACAGUGAGGAAGGACUGGACUUCAAGCCCUCCCCACCCCUGUCCAAGGUGUCUAUCAUCCCACACGAAUUGUUCUACUACCCACACUACCAGGUACCUCUGGCUGCAGUUCUGGAAGCUUACACAGAGGACACCGAGGACUUGAAAAUCGAAGAAGAUGCCGACCUCGAUGACCCCGAGAACAGUCUGCAGGACCUAGACGGGAGGGAGGAGGAGGAGGCCGAGGACUCUCAGGGCAGCUGCAGUUCUGGGGUGAUGGGACAGGAUCUUCCCAGUGCCAGUGAGCAGGAACUCAAUCUCGACUGGGCCGCGGAGGACACCCACCCAGCCCCCGAGCCCAAUCCUCCAUCUCAGCCUGAGGAAAGCACCCCCGGGGACAGCAAUCAGUCCCAGGAAUCCACAAACUCAGAAAAUAUUGCCAACUCUAGAGAAGAGAACAUGACAGAAGAACCCAUCAGCAGUAAAAAGAAGGAAAAAAGGAAGCACAUGGACCAUGUUGAAAGUUCCAUAUUUAUAGCACCUGGAACGGUUCGGUCCUCAGAUGACCUAGAAGAAGACAUGGCUGACCAUAAAAUCCCCUCCAGGACUAGCUACAGUGAUUCCAGCAUUUACAUUCGACGACAUACUAAUAGGUCUUUGGAAUCGGAUCAUUUUAGCUAUGUUCAAUUGAGGAAUGCCGCAGAUCUGGACAGCAGGAGAAACCGAACGUUAACAAGCAAGGUCAACAACUCGGGGGAGGCCAUGUUGCCAGACAGCCACAGCCCACCAAGUGGCUCGCUGACAGAGAUGGUCCAGCAACCAGACACGAUUUACUUUAUCCUCUUCCUCUGGCUCCUGGCCUACUGCCUGCUGCUCAUCCCACAGCUGGACUUCAACAGACUCUGA